UGCAAGUCUUCUGAAGAGACAUGAUUGCAUUACAUGGUAAACAGAUUUAUAUUCAGCUUUUAUUUACAUAAACAUUGAUCAGUGAAUAUAUAAAGAAGUUCAACGGUACUUCAUUGGUUCUCACGCUUCAAGCAAGCAGGCUUGACUUUCCGUUUAUUAAAACGUCAUUGUCCGCUGAUCAGUGUUUAUAUGUGCACAAAAGCAUAAAUUAUAUCUGUUCAAACAAAAAAACAACACAAACUGAUAACAGUCCUGGAGACGGUCUUUCUCGUGCUGUUCUCUAAUCUCUUUCCACUCGUCUCUGGUCCCAGUAAACCACUAGGAGCCUUUUCUGCCUCCUUCACAUCAUUAAUCGUAGUAUUCUUCCUCAGUCCACCUGUAAAAGCAUAAGUUUAGAUAUAAAUGUCCAGCUGCAUAUUUGGGUUACACUUUAUUUUACAGUCUCCUUGUUGCAGUGCAAUUUUAAAUUGAAGUACUGAGUAGGCUAAUAUUUAUUAACAUCACAUACAUCCUACAGUAUAUGGUUGAAGUUUUUAUUUUAUUUAUUUAUUUUUACUGGUUUGGGUGUUUUAUAUAUUUAUAUAUUAAGACAUUUACAGAUGUUUCAUGAUUAAUGAUUAUGGGAAACCAGUUAAAAACAUUCUAGGUUCAAAAAAAGUUAACCUCAAUCAACAGCAUUUAUUAUAUCACAAAAUUUCACAAUGUCACAUUAAUUAAUACCACAAAUAAUUUUUAUGUACCUUUGUAAAACCUCUCGUUAUAAUCAUUGAAGCGGUGCAAACUGUAAAAUGAAUCUCUUGCAUGCUGCAUUGUUGUUUAUGAUGAAAAUGCAGAAUUCAGAGCGCGAAAUUCAAAACUCCGGCGCGAUGACUAAUCUAAACGCUGAUUGGCCACUACAUUCAUAAACUCAACAUGAACAUGAUGUGUGAUUGGUUUUAAGGCUUAGCAACAUAAGCAGUAAUGCCGCAAUCAGCAUCACUCAUUUUUAACUUUAAUCACGACAGCCAUAAUCAUUUGGUGGUAACACAGCCUGAAAGCCCAUGUUACUCAUGUCAGAAAGCAAAUUCAGAAUUAUGUCAUUCAAAAUUAGUGCUAUAUUGGCUGGAAAUGUAUAUUUCCCUCAGGAGAAAAAAUGGCGGCUGCAGCCACAAAAUACAGCAGAAAAGCCUAAAAUAAACAAAAUUUGGCUAUACGACUUGAAAAAUGUAAGGCAAAAACAACAUUACACGUCAGAGUCAACAAAAAUGACCUCAAUUUUAAACCUCAGAGACAUUUACGUUAUUAACUGUUGGAAUUUAUGAUCGUCCCUGCUAAAAUGUGUAGGCUACAGUAAAAGAAAACAAAUACAUUUUGAUAAAUGCAUAAGCAGGCUAACAUUGUAAUAUUGAUAAUUCAAACAAAAUGAAACAUCACAAUAGAAAAUAAUUCAUUUUCAUUUAAAAAGUAGUUAUAUUAAUCAGAUCCAUGAAAUCUAUAUUCUUUUUUAAAAAGUGACUAUUAACCAAGAAAAAAUUAAAGCUAUAAGGAUGUAUUUUAAGUGUGAAAUAAUUUUGCCCACAUAGAUCCCAUAAAGGUCCCAUAUGUUCAAACCUAUAUGGGACCCACAUUGUGAAACACACAUAGGACCAACAUUAAUUGCCCAUUUUCAGCCCAUGCCCACAUGGAACCUAUGCUGCCCGGGUAUAACCCAUAUGGGGCCCACAUAUCAAUGUUGGCUGGGGAUAUGUAAUGAAAUAGAAUAACACUCACUGUUUAUCCUUCUGUUUCACAUCUGAGAUGCAAAUAUAGUCCAGCCUGACGGUGUAAAUGCACUGUGGAUGUAAGCAAAUGAAUGAGGACAUGUUUUAUAAAGAAACAGCAAACAUCAGGAGUAUGAAGCAAAAACAAAAGAAUUUUCACUAAAAAGUUUUAAGUUUUAAGUUUUAAGAAGAAAGAAUAUUUCUCGUUAUCUCAUUUUUUUUAUCCUUCAGUCCUUCCUCUCACUACACACUCUCUGUGAAUGAUCACACUCACUCACACGUUUCUUUUUCUUUAACUGAAGCUCCUCAAACGGAGGGUUUCUAAAGGCUCUCAGUAAUCACCCGUCUUCACUAAUUAACUCAAUCAUCAUCAGUCAGAUCAUUAGUGGGUUGUCUAUUUCAGUACCAAAUAUAAAAGUGGCCCAUUGAUAAUGUAAAAGCAGCUGAUUAGUUGUGAAUGUUAAAAUAUGAUGUGGAAUAAUGUGUACAUAAGUUUUUUGAUUAAAGUACAUACUCCUGCAUGUUGACUGAUACUGACUGAGAGAUGUCAAUGCAAAUAAGGGGAAAGAAUGACAAAUACACAAAUAUAGAGAAAGUAAAACAUGAAAAUGAUGUGACGUGCUAAAUGAUGGAUGAAAGCAGAUAUAAUAAUCACAUAGUUUGAAGCUGCAGACAGAAACAUCAGACUCAGGACAGAAACACACCACCUCUGAAAAAUGGAUCAAAUGCUAUAUUUCAUUCUUCUCCUCAUGGCUCUCUGCUCCGUAUCUGAAUGUGUUCAGCAUCAGUAUCACUUUAUAAAUGAGGAGAAGACCUGGACUGAAGCUCAGAGAUACUGCAGAGAGAAUUACACAGAUCUGGCCACCGCUGACAACAUGAACGACAUGAACGAGCUGAACGAGCUGAAGAAGAGUGUUAAUAAUAGACGUGUUCAGUAUGUCUGGAUUGGGCUGCAGAAGACGGGUCGUGAUGAAUGGCACUGGUCUUCAGGUGAACCUGCGCUCUAUCUGAACUGGGCUGAUAAACAACCAGAAGGCAGAGAUUAUUGUGCUGUGAUGCUGAAUGGAAAAUGGCAUGAUUUGUCAUGUAGUGAUGACCGACAUUUCAUCUACAACAGCACGAACACAGGACUCGUCUUUGUCAAUCAGCUGAAGAACUGGAGAGACGCUCAGAGUUACUGCAGACAGAAUCACAUUGAUCUGGUCAGUGUGAGGAACCAAGAUGAGAAUCAACAGGUUGAGAAGAUCAUUAAAGAUAAUAACUCAUCUGGAUCACAAGUCUGGAUCGGUCUGUUCAGAGACUCAUGGCAGUGGUCAGAUCAGAGUAACUCAUCAUUCAGAUACUGGAGCACUGGUGAACCUAAUAAUCAUGGAGGAGCUGUGGAAGACUGUACAGCUAUUGAACUGAAUGCUCAGGGACGAUGGAUCGAUAUCUCUUGCAACAACCACCAUUUUCCUUUUGUGUGUCAUGAAGAUAAACUGAUUGUGAUCAGAGAGAGUCUGACGUGGUCUGAAGCUCUGAGAUACUGCAGACAGAAUCAUGUGGAUCUGGUCUCGGUUCAUUCAGAAGAGAUUCAGCGUCGUGUGAUGAACGUGGUUAAACGGGCGUCUACUGCGGAGGUGUGGAUGGGUUUACGUUACUCUCGUAUUUUGGGCAUCUGGUUCUGGGUGAGUGGAGAGACUGUGUGCUAUCAGAACUGGGCUCCAGGGAACACAACAUCAGCGGAGGACUGUGAAGACGCAGUGAGAUCUGGAGCAGUUCAGUCUGGAGGAGAUCAGCGCUGGAUCAGCCGUCCUGAACACCACAAACUCAACUUCAUCUGCAGCAGAUAUUAAGAGAGAAAGAUACACAGAACUUUCAUGUAAGAGAUAAAAUGCUUGUGUGUUCCUUUGAAUUCAUUAAUCAUUUUAUAAAGCAAUAAUAUUACAUAUAAUAAUUUCUAGCUCAGCAGGCAGUCGCACCUGAGGGUUAAAGGCAGAAAUAUUUUGCUCAGAUACUUCAAACAGUUCAAAACAAUAACUGUUAUUGACUGCACUCUAAAUUGUUCUUUUGAGGGUCUGUUUUUCAUGAUGUGAUUCCAGUGGGUUUGUUUGCUCCAUAUUAAGAGCCUCAAUGGCCAGAAUUGCUGUUAACAUAUUUUGCUUUUAGAAACUCUUUCAAAAUUUGUUUUAUACAUACUCAUUAUUAGAUAUACAUUUAUAAUAUUUUCUAUUUUAUUAUGAUAUAAUUCAUGAAUUUAAGCUCCUUAUUUGUGUUUCAAGGAUCUCUGUUUGCUGGUGUGGAUACGUCUAUUUCUCUUAAAUUACAUUUUACGUAUUAAUCAUGUCUUUAGAUUAGAAAUGACUGGUUGAAUGUGUGUUAGUGAGCACCAACAUUAUGUGCUUUAGCUAAUUGAAAUAUUGUUUAUUCUUUAAGCAGAAAAUGCUGGGUAUAAAAUAUUUUAUAAUACAUUUGUGCUACACAUAUAAGAACGUCAACAACAGCAGCUCAAAUAAACUCCUGUAAAACCAGCAAUCUCAUCUCUUUUGAUUGUUUCCCAACAUCAGAAUCAUCAUUCAGUUACAACAUACAGCAACAAUGGUUUAAAUUCUAUUUAAAAUUGUUCAAAUAGUGUAACUUCCCUGUUGUUACUUGGGUUUAUUAAAAAGGAGCUGAUGAAC
Messenger RNA from Onychostoma macrolepis, 4399 nucleotides. Its product is annotated as C-type mannose receptor 2-like. The record is from RefSeq and is a predicted model, not a curated record. The transcript has 5 exons. Bases 2456 to 3574 code for a protein of 372 amino acids. Lineage: Eukaryota; Metazoa; Chordata; Actinopteri; Cypriniformes; Cyprinidae.